Messenger RNA from Elephantulus edwardii (Cape elephant shrew), 489 nucleotides. RefSeq names its product heat shock protein, alpha-crystallin-related, B6 (gene HSPB6). Bases 1 to 489 code for a protein of 162 amino acids. The transcript has 3 exons. Gene Ontology annotation, biological process: protein refolding; response to heat. Gene Ontology annotation, molecular function: structural constituent of eye lens; protein folding chaperone. Lineage: Eukaryota; Metazoa; Chordata; Mammalia; Macroscelidea; Macroscelididae. The record is from RefSeq and is a predicted model, not a curated record.
AUGGAGAUCCCGGUGCCUGUACAGCCGUCUUGGCUGCGUCGUGCCUCCGCUCCGCUGCCUGGGCUCUCGGCGCCCGGCCGCCUCUUCGACCAGCGCUUCGGCGAGGGACUGCUGGAGGGCGAACUGGCUUCCAUCUGCCCUGCCGCGCUCGCUCCAUACUACUUGCGCGCACCCAGCGUGGCGCUGCCCACUGCCCAGGUGCCGACUGGCCCCGGACAUUUCUCCGUGCUGCUGGACGUGAAGCACUUCUCGCCAGAAGAGAUCGCCGUCAAGGUGGUGGGCGAACACGUGGAGGUGCAUGCACGCCACGAGGAGCGCCCGGAUGAACAUGGCUACAUUGCACGAGAGUUCCAUCGCCGUUACCGCCUGCCCCCGGGUGUGGACCCCACAGCCGUGACAUCGGCACUGUCCCCUGAGGGUGUUCUGUCCAUCCAGGCCGCCCCUGCGCCCGCCCAGUCCCUGCCGCCACCACAAGCUGCAGCCAAGUAG